Messenger RNA from Astyanax mexicanus (Mexican tetra), 2597 nucleotides. RefSeq lists its product as uncharacterized. Bases 1611 to 2375 code for a protein of 254 amino acids. NCBI's taxonomy places the organism in Eukaryota, Metazoa, Chordata, Actinopteri, Characiformes, Acestrorhamphidae. The record is from RefSeq and is a predicted model, not a curated record. The transcript is spliced from 3 exons.
GCCUCCGAAGAACUUGAACUGCUGCUGAUUGGUCAGCAUUGCCGAGUAGCAUCACAGCGCUAAUGCUCGGAGGAAAGCGCAGCGACUCAGUUCUGAUACAUCAGCUCACAGACGCAGCCUUGUGCUGAUCCUCAUCAACCUAAGAGUGAUGAGGAGAAAGAGAGAGCGCCAUCUACUGUACUGUCCCCAGCCAGGGAGAGAGAGCAAGGCCAAUUGUGCUCUCUCAGGGCUCCGGCUGCUGAUGGCAAGCUGCAUGACUGGGAUUCGAACACCUGCACCCCACAUUUGUGGUUAUUUAUUGUAAAUUAGAUUAGUGAUGUAAAUAUUGUAUAUAAAAUACGAUUUUUAAAGCUGAUGUCUGUAACUUUUUUUCAGAGUGGAUGAAUCCGAUUCCAGGUUAUGUUCAGUCAGAGAGAGAGAGCUGAGUCAGAAUCUUCACUCCUUCAUUUCUUUGGUUUUACUCUGAGUGAAUGGAGGAGCUACUGAGCUCUGAGUUUCCUCUUCUGAAGUCCCCGUUGCUCCACCAGCCGCUCGCGUUCAGAAAAACUGAGCCGGAUCCUCUUUUAGAGGCUGUACGUGUAAAUAAGUGAAGUAAUUGUAAUUAGGUAAUAUUGUAUGCAGAAAUGAAGUAAAGUUUACUAAAAGAAAGGAUUGACUGAAGUUCAGUUCACUUAUUUUACUCUGUCACAUUUAAGUCUUGAAACAGAGUUGAAGUUAAAAAAAAGCAAAUGCGAAAGUUUUUUAAGGUAAAUUUUGCGCAUCAUUUUUUUCAGUGUAGGGUGGGCUUUUGUUGUUGAGGGCAGUGCUGAGCAAUCCCGAGCAAUGAGCUAAUUACAUACAAUUACAUUCAAUUACUUGAUACUGUAUGUUUAAAUAGAUCCGGUCUUUUCUUUUUACUGUUGGGUUCUUGUUAUAAAUCAGUGUUGCUCAGGUGAUCUCAGGUAUGAACUCAGGUGUGUGUUUUGGGUUGCUAGCUCACGAUGGCUGUAUGGAUUAUAGUUACAGUUUAUCCCUGAUCUCAGGACAGUGUAAAAUUUCAGGGGCGUGGCCUAAACUCCUCUCCAUUCUCUCCAAACCCGUAAUUAUCUCCUACCUCAUCAUCUGGUUCUCAUGGAGGACCCCAACAGUGUUGCUAAAACCAAGAAGCAGAUCUCCUCCAUCACAAUGCUCCCAUCAGCUCACUAUCAGCUCACUAUUGUUCCAGCGCCUGCAGAAGAUCAUCCGUACAGGUGAACACCCAGCAACCUGAAGCUCCAGCAGCUCACCUGAGCUCAGGAAGACUGCCAGCUCUGACUCCACCUUUAAUACCUGCUCGAUUCAGUAAUUAAUAGAUUAAUAGAUAACAGAUUCAGAGAUUAAAGUAGCUCUUUUGAAAAGCAGCAGCUAUUUAAGGUGGAUCAGUAUCAGAUUAUCAGAUCGUGUGUCUGCUGGAGCUUUACUGCGUUUCUCUGCUGCUCUGGAGCUCAGAGAGUACAGUGAAGUGAUCCUGAGAUUUACUGAAUGAUUAGUGACUAAAUUUUACAAUUUAAGACAUUUUUAAACAGGUUUCCACUGAAAGAAGCAAAGAAGAAUCAACCUGAAGAGAAACCAGAGAGGUUGCACUGUUGAAGAUGGAGCUCUGGAGCUUUCCCACUAUCGCUCUCCUGGUCGGAACAGCCGGGAUCGCCAUAGCAACCCCUACGGAUACCAGCUUUACGGCAAAUCCGACCGUGACUAUGUAUCUAACAAAUGUCGGAACAUCGUCGUUCCUGACUGAUACGUCUUCAACUCCUGCCGCAACAGCGCCACCUGGAACCACGACCAGCGAUACCUCGGCAACCACAGCUGCACCCGCAACCACCACCAGCGUUACCUCGGCAACCACAGCUGCACCCGCAACCACCACCAGCGAUACCUCGGCAACCACAGCUGCACUUGCGACCACCACAAGCAUUACCUCGGCAACCACAGCUGCACCCGCAACCACCACCAGCGUUACCUCGGCAACUACAGCUUCACCUGCAGCCAACUCUACCACCGGAGCUGCGAAUUCGCUUUUGACCACGGCUACUUCUGGAACCACGAUCUCCUCCGUAACUACGGUAACCAGCACUGGUGCACCAGGCGGCACCUCGACCAGCUCAGCAACAGCCGGCAUUCAAUCCAUCGGCGUCACCACAGCAUCUUCCUUCAGCCAAUCAGGUUCAAGCAGUCCGCUGAUGUCAGCAACCAACAACGACACAACCAUCAUCACCGUAACCACCGGCAACGUGACCAUAGCAACCAACUCAACUGCAGAAACAACGGCGACCUCCUCCUCCACCUUCCUGCACUGCAACCAGCUUCUCACCGCAGGUACCCUGAUGUUGAUUCUGAGGUUUAUUCCUGUUUUAUAAAUGAAUCACAAGAAACAACAAGAACCAAAACUUAUUAAUUAUCUAUAAAACUCUCUAAUAAAACUUUCCCUCUUCAUUAAUAAUAAAACUCUCUAAUAAAACUUUCCCUAAAACCUCGUACGCCUCUUUAUUUAUACAUUUAUUUACAGGUUUUACAGAGUUACGUUUGUAAAUGUUUAUAAUAGUCAGAGAUCACUACAGCAGAUCUCUCUUUCUAUUUUC